Messenger RNA from Mobula hypostoma (lesser devil ray), 1944 nucleotides. RefSeq names its product glycogenin 1a (gene gyg1a). The transcript has 8 exons. Gene Ontology annotation, cellular component: cytoplasm. Gene Ontology annotation, biological process: glycogen biosynthetic process. NCBI's taxonomy places the organism in Eukaryota, Metazoa, Chordata, Chondrichthyes, Myliobatiformes, Myliobatidae. The coding region runs from base 153 to 1214 and encodes 353 amino acids. Gene Ontology annotation, molecular function: glycosyltransferase activity. The record is from RefSeq and is a predicted model, not a curated record.
GGCGCUCUGACGUGUCCCUGCCGCUGUAUAUAGGACGGGGUGAGUGACUGCGGCUCCCAGCGAACCGACAGGCAAGGACGCUCAAGCAGUGGCCAACUCCGACCAUUUUUUUUUUGCUUCUUUGCUCCCUGGGUUCAUCGGACCGUGUCAGCAUGUCAGAUCAAGCCUUCGUAACGCUAGCAACUAAUGAUCUAUAUGGGAAAGGAGCCCUGGUGCUAGGAACUUCAUUGCGAAAUCACAAAACUACAAGAAAACUAGUGAUUCUUGUUACUCCCCAAGUAACUGACAACAUGAGAUCUGUGCUGGAGAGGGUCUUCGAUGAGGUUAUUGUCGUGGACGUGCUGGAUAGCAAGGACUCAGCUCAUCUGGCCAUGAUCAAGCGGCCUGAAUUGGGCGUGACCUUUACAAAGUUGCACUGCUGGGCUCUCACGCAGUACUCCAAAUGUAUAUUUAUGGACGCAGACACACUGGCAUUAUGCAACAUUGACGAACUCUUUGAGAGGGAGGAAUUGUCCGCAGCGCCAGAUCCAGGAUGGCCAGAUUGCUUCAAUACGGGAGUGUUCGUCUAUCGCCCUUCCAUUGAAACCUACAAUGAACUUCUACGGUUUUCCACAGAGACAGGCAGCUUUGAUGGUGGGGACCAGGGUUUACUGAACAGUUUCUUCAGCAGCUGGGCCACAGCUGAUAUCAAUAAACACCUUCCCUUCAUUUACAACUUGAGCAGUGUCGCAAUAUAUUCCUACCUUCCUGCUUUCAAACAAUACGGUGCUGAUGCCAAGGUGGUCCAUUUCCUUGGUAACAUCAAACCCUGGAACUACUCCUACAACUCAAAGACUAAAUGUGUGACGGGUGAUGUUCACGUCGGUUCAUCAGUUGUCCACACUGAAUUCAUCAGAAUGUGGUGGGACAUCUUGACAACAUCUAUUCAACCUAUGCUUACACAGUACAGCAUCUCGAAGAACAUCAGUCCUGACAAUCAAGAGCAGUCAUGCCUGGUCUAUUCACUGGCUUUCACUUGUGGCUUGCCAUUCUGUAGGAAGGAGGAAAAAUUGAGUGAAGCUAUCUCCCACCUUUCUGUCAGCCCACCCGCUCCACCGGCCCCAAUGAUUUCCUCAGAAGAGCGCCGGAAAAACUGGGAACAGGGUCAAGCUGAUUUCAUGGGAGUAGAUUCCUUCCAGAACAUCCAGAAGAAGCUGGAUACGUACUUGAAUUAAAGGCUGCUCUUUGAACACCUGCUGUGGCUGACCAGUAAGAACUGAAUACAGAAGGUCUUUAGCAUCUAGGCUGGAGUUCAGUGCAUGGUUGGUUUGUACUUGGCCUGCUAGUGACAUGGUUUGAGAUGGGUGUCUUCAUCUGGUUGUCACCUCAAGGCUGCACUCUGCCGUAAGAACGUGACAAAGCCUGAGGAGAUCGAAUUUUAAAUUCCUGAAGCAAAUCGCCUCCCAGUGUUAAAUCCUGAGCACAUCACCACACUGCCUCCUGCUGAAAUCCUCCUCCAGAACAAUACUGCUGUUUGCUUAACUUAGUAAGUCACACUUAACUAAACUCCUGCACAAUUACAGAUGCUGGACUUUACAGUGCUGUCAGUAUUUUAUAGGUGUUUAAAUUAGCUGCAACACUGCAUGAUGGAAUAUAAUUAUGCCCCUUCCCAAGGAAAUACUGUGCCCCACGUCCAAAGGACAAAACUAGUUUUAUCUUUGAGUCUUAAUGGUAUAAAGAAACCUAGAGCUGAGAAUUCUGUGCACAGUACAUUGCCAGUAUCUUGCAAAAUUUACAAGGAACUGAUCACUCCCAACCACCUUUGACAUUGUUGUGACUAAACUACUGACCAUCAAUUUUUAAGUGUAUCAUAGCACUUUAACCACAAAAUAAAUUCAUUGGUUUGAGAUUGUUGCAAUUUUUUUCCAAUAAAAGUAUUUUCCCACUUGCUUUGAUUCUCUUGGA